Molecule: messenger RNA, 1050 nt
Organism: Brassica rapa (field mustard)
Lineage: Eukaryota; Viridiplantae; Streptophyta; Magnoliopsida; Brassicales; Brassicaceae
Product: GDSL esterase/lipase At1g59030-like
Biological process (GO): lipid metabolic process
Cellular component (GO): extracellular region
Molecular function (GO): lipase activity
Source: RefSeq, a predicted model, not a curated record
AUGAAGCUUCAAAUGUUAUGGCUCGCUUUGGUACUAAUAGCCGUUAAAACUAAUGCAGCAAAGCAAGAAAGCAAUGCAACAAUCCCAGCACUAAUAGUUUUUGGAGAUUCCAUAAUGGAUACUGGUAAUAACAAUGGACUUCACACUAUUCUAAAGUGCAACUUUCCUCCCUACGGCAAGGACUUUCCGGGCGGUUAUGCCACUGGAAGAUUUUCUGAUGGAAGAGUUCCCUCUGAUCUAAUUGCGGAGAAGUUGGGAUUGACUAAAACAUUGCCAGCAUAUAUGAGCCCAAAUUUGAAGCCAGAAGAUCUUCUUCAAGGUGUGACAUUUGCAUCUGGAGGAACUGGUUACGAUCCAUUAACGGCUAAGAUGAUGUCUGUAAUAUCAGUGUGGGAUCAACUAACAUAUUUCAAACAAUACAUAGCAACCAUCAAGCAACAUUUUGGAGAAGAAAAAGCCCAAAAUAUCUUGGACCAUAGUUUUUUUCUUGUGGUUUCUAGUAGCAAUGAUCUUGCUCACACGUUUCUAGCUCAAUCUUAUAAAUAUGAUCGUACUUCUUAUGCUAACUUCUUGGCUGAUUCAGCAGCUAAGUUCGUACGAGAAUUACAUAAGCUUGGAGCUCGAAAAAUUGGAGUAUUUAGCGCAGUGCCUGUUGGAUGUGUACCACUUCAAAGAACAAUGUUCGGAGGCUUAUUUACAAGAAGAUGUAAUAAGCCUUUAAACAAUAUGGCAAAACAAUUCAACGCUAGACUUUCUCCAGCACUGGAUUCUCUAGAUAAAGAUUUAGAUGGUGUUAUCUUCUACAUUAAUGUUUAUGAUACUCUUUUAGACAUUAUCCAAAACCCUGAAAAAUAUGGUUUUGAAGUAGCUGAUAGAGGAUGUUGCGGUAAAGGCACUGUUGCGAUAUCUUAUUUGUGUAACUCACUGAACCCAUUCACAUGUUCUAAUUCUUCGGCGUAUGUAUUCUGGGAUAGCUACCAUCCGACUGAAAGAGCUUAUCAAGUUAUUGUUGACAAGUUACUCGACAAAUACUUGAGCAAGAUUUAUUGA